AUGGAUGUAGAAGAAGAAGUACAUGAUUUGGACAGCAGACUUAGAAACUUGAAGUAUCUAAAGGAAAAGUUGAAAGUGAACUUAGAAAAUAGUGCCCUAAGACAGUUGGUGGAAAAUGGAUUGUGCAGGUCUGAGUAUAUGUGUGAUUUCUACCAAGGCUGUUGUGAUUCUAGCAAGGAAGUAUUUAUUGGUAUACUAGAUGAACAGCAUCUCGGUAGCGAGUCCAGUUAUAGUAAGGCCUUACAGUCCAAUUGGAAUAAAUUAAUGCACAGUUUAAAUGGUAACAUCGAUAGCAUCCAGCAUCGCUUGAAAGCUCAUUAUUUGGAUUAUUUUGGUUUGGCUGUACAAGAGAAGGAUGAUUUUGGCAACACUAUUAGACAGGGGAGAGUCAUAGUGCCUAACAUAACUGUAGAGCGGUAUCAUUCAAGCUGGGAGUUGGUGGAUGGUAAACCCGUGGAGAAGGAUGUGAACAACGUUGUGGUGCAGGUAGAAUUGGGUCAUGGGUUUGAUAGAGCGAUUGCUUUGAAGGGAGCGGCUUUGGAGAUACUAAAUUGUGCCAACCCAGCGAAAGUAUUGGUCGCUAAAUUAUUAGAUAGUACCACUAAUUGUCAAUGGAAGUUGGUUGAUUGCAUUCGACGAGUUAGAUCGUUCAUUAGGUCGUUUGAUGUAGGAUUGGUGUUGUUAAGUAUUUUCAAGGACAGAGUAUUGCAAGAUCUGGCUGAAAAUGAUGUUAGUUGGGCAGGUUUGUUAAACACCGAUGAGUUACCGUGUAAUUGGUUAACGAAGUUUUACCGGCGACGCAUGAAAACGAUAGUGUGGCGGAUCAGUUUAAAUGAUUAUCUUGAUUUUAUGAAUGGUGUGGACUUGGAAAAAGAACCGUACAAGCUAUCCCCCAGACAUCGAAGGGUGGUAAGCGUGUUACAACAAGGGAAGAAGACUCCAAAGGAGUAUGAGUCAUUAGUAUUGGGCUUGUGGAGUGCAGAGAAUACACGUUGUAAAAUAACAUACUCAUACGUCACUUCUGGGUAUAGUACGUUGGUUCUGGAUUUAUGCAGUGAUACCAGUGUCGUGUUGGAGUACCAUGUCCUGGAGGUAGGGGGAAAUAGAGAAGAUGGAGACAUAGUCAUAGAUAUUGAAGACUGUGAUACUGAGUGUGAGUUCAACCCUGCCUUAAUCAAUGGUCGAUGGGCAAAAGAGAUUGUUACUCCGGGUCUCAAUUAUAAACAGUUGAAAUACAAUAGGAGUAUGUUAGGAAUGAUAUGCAUGGCCACUGAACAGCGAAGGGGUAUGAAAGUGGGCUUAAUGACUGGACUGGAUGAUAAGGUCAUAAAGGAUGACGGUGACGCGGGACUGAGUUGGGGUGUCCUAGUGCAGAUGAAUUUGCUUGAGUACAUUGAUUAUUUUGGGAAUGGAUACACCGCUCUUAGAUAUUCCUCUACAGCAAGAGUAAUAGAUGUGCUUGAUGUAAGAAGAUUAGUGUCAAAAGCAAUAACAAGUAUGAGUUCCUGA
Messenger RNA from Trichobilharzia regenti, 1509 nucleotides. The record is from the annotation of a GenBank genome assembly. Lineage: Eukaryota; Metazoa; Platyhelminthes; Trematoda; Strigeidida; Schistosomatidae.